Messenger RNA from Penaeus chinensis, 3000 nucleotides. RefSeq lists its product as uncharacterized. The transcript has 4 exons. The coding region runs from base 178 to 723 and encodes 181 amino acids. Lineage: Eukaryota; Metazoa; Arthropoda; Malacostraca; Decapoda; Penaeidae. The record is from RefSeq and is a predicted model, not a curated record.
ACUCUCAGCUUCCUAGUCGCCUGGUAGUGGAUUAUAGUGCGUCAGGCCUCGGGGACGCUGCCUGGAGUAAGUGGAGGAGGAGGAUCGUCAGUCAUUCCUUAGUACAAUCAAACAUCGAGUUCAGGGCUUAAGUAUUCUGCAAACUAGUCCCCACAUUACUGCAUCACCUACGUCACCAUGAUGAACUGGCUAUGGAUACCAGCUGUGACCCUGUUAGCUCUUUUUAUACUGGUGCUAUGUUGGCUCUUCUUUGCCGAUUAUACCUGCUGCCCCUGCAGGCGAAGGAGGAGGCUCGAGCCAGCUCUCUCAGAGGAGGGUCUGCACACCAUAACCCCAAGUGCACCUCUGCCAGGAACCCUCCCUCGGUAUCCAGUGCUUCCCACAGCUCCUCAGUACUUCCCUGUGCCACCUUCAGAAGGGAGCUUCCUGCCCUUGAAACAUGGUGACUUACCAUUUCAACAGAUACUUAGGUUUGAAGAUGGUGUUCUUACGUUAGACCUACACACCAUGACUGUUAGAGAGGCCAUACAGACCACUGACGCCUUUAUUCGUCAGUACUGGGGGCAGCAUGAGAAGGUCAGAAUCAUCACUGGCAGAGGAAUCCACAGUGAGAAUGGGGUGCCUAAGGUCAAGCCUGCAGUCAAGGAUCUCCUGUUAAACCACGGUCUCCAGCAUACUGAGACAUGCCAAGGAGGUUGCUUUGAAGUCUUUCUUUCUGGCUAGUAUCCCAUUAUGAAUAGUAUAAACAUCCAAAUAUUCCCAUAUGUCAUCAGUAGUAAAUAAUCCCUUGGCAAGUGGUAUAGAGAUCAGUAAUGUUGGAUUACCAGUUUUCCUAAAAGCAGGGUUUUGGAAUAUCCAAUAUUUUCAUAAUAGCUUACCAAGAGGAAUAGUCAUAUUUCAUCUGAAUUUUUAAAAAGAUAUUCAUUGGUAAAAUGAAUGCUAGAGUAUAUAUUUAAGGCUUCCAGGUACCUGUUUUUAUAAAAACAUGGAAAGUGUAUUUCAUGUAUUUUUAUACAGUAUUUUUCUUAAGAGUUGAAUAAUUUGUUACCAAUGAAUAUGCUUUAGUAUGGUUAUGUAAAGUCACAGUUACUUGGAACUUGCAGAGGAGAACCUAAUUUGUUUCCCUUUUUCAAGAAAGAAUUGUAUUAUUAACUUUAAGGCAUGUGAGUUUUGGAGAAGCUUUACAAACAAUUCAGUGACUUUUCUUUCCUCUUACAGCAUUUAAAGUUCUUUUGAACAUAGAGCAAAUACUCAUCCUUAGGAAAUAAUAUAUAUGUUAAACCGAAGCUGUUUUGAUUAAAACCAAUACCUUUCUUUUAAUACCUGUGAAGGAAUGUGUUGCAUGGUGUUAUCUUUACCUAUUUCAUGCUUGUGUUGCAUUUUUUUUUUUUUUUCGCAUUUGAAUAAUGUUUACAUAUACGUUAAUUUUUUGUUGUAUACUUAGAAACCUGUUUGGUAUUCAAUUUUCAGUCUGCUUUUAUUUCUGUCUGCAUUUCUGCUUCGUAUAUGCUGAUUGUUAUUAAGACUUUUAUAAUAACAUAAACCCACUUUAUAAUAACAUAAACCCAAACAGGGCUUCCCCCGUGCAUGUAUAAAUAAUAUAGUCUUUCUAUUCAAGUUGAAAUGACAAGCUUUCAUAUAUAAUGUUCCUAGGUACUUUUUUUUUCUGUCUUUCUUGUACAAAAUUCCAUCUAGGUGCAUUUAAGAUGAGGAACCGUAAGCGAGAAUGGAUUUCUAGCUCAUGACAUCCACACCAUAAAUAAUCUGUAACUAUUAUUUGUUGCAUAUUAAGGUGUUUGGGUGAUUAUGAAGUUCUCAGAAUAAUCUCGUAUUCCUAUUAAUGCUGUUUAGUAAGUCAAAGUGCUAACGUAAUAUAAAUCUAGUCAGGGGCUCACAUACCCUUGUUCUUGCUGACAAAACAGUCUUUCGGAGAAAGUUGAAGAUAUAUGUAAAAUCUUUUAUAUAUAUUUAUGUUUAUCAUUGUUGGUAAUGGUAAAGAACUGUAAAUUGGGUAUCAUGGUCUUAUUGUUUUGUUUUUGUUAAAUGUUGAUAUUCAUAUUAGUGAAGUGUUAAUGUUGUUAUGACUUUGUUCUUUUCAUCAUAAUUUGCCAUUAUUGUAAGAAGUAAUAUUUUGUAUUGCUGUCCAACUUUAUAUUUUUCCUUAUCUGUAAAUAGUAAGGAGCUUACAAGUUCACAUUUUCUUAGUUAUUUGAUAUAUUCUUUGAGUGUAUGUUAACCAUUCGAUCCAAAUUUAUGUACGGCCCACUAGUUUUUUAAUGACUUUUAUUGCACAUAGAUGACUCCACAAGUGCAUAGUCAACAGGGAGUCAAGUAAUAAGCCCAAGUGACCAUACCUCGUAUCCCCAUUCCUUGAAUUUGUAGGAAUAUUAUUAUCUUCCUAAUGCAGUUAAUAUUGACACUUAUGAUUAGUAUUAUUGGCAUUAUGAUUAGUUUAAUGUUGUUGAACUACUAAUAAGAAUAACAGUAAUAAGAUCAUAAAAAAGAACCUUCCCAGUAAUUAAGAAAAAGGGUUAACAGGUGAGGUAGGUAGUACUAGUAAAUGUCUUCCUGGUGACUUAGUCUAAAAUAACAGUGGGUAUGGCGUGUAUUUUUUCCAGCCAGGGUGAGUUGGUUAAGGCUUGAACUAGAACCUCCUACAGUUGCUCAUUACCCCCAGUGUUUUACCUGGGUUUAUUUUCCUUGUGCCACUUCCUUUUUUUUUCUAUUUCUUUUUCUUUCUCUACCUCUUUCAUGUUCAGUCUCUCUUUUUCAUGGUUUCCUACUCAUUACUGUUGUCUAUUCCAUGUUCUCUCUCUGUCAUAUUUUUCUGUUUUAUAAUCCUCUCUUUUGUCGGUAUAUUUAAUAUGUCUGUGUAGCUAAUUGCCUCUCUCUCUUUCUUUUACUCUAUAUUUCGGUGUCUUUCUCUUUCAUUCUUUCUUUUUCUAUUGAUCGUUCCUCAAUGUUUAAUUCUUUCUCCUUCUUUCAUCUUUCCUCUUUUCU